Trifolium pratense (red clover) is the source of this 790-nucleotide messenger RNA. RefSeq names its product major pollen allergen Lol p 11-like. Bases 163 to 651 code for a protein of 162 amino acids. The transcript has 2 exons. The record is from RefSeq and is a predicted model, not a curated record. Lineage: Eukaryota; Viridiplantae; Streptophyta; Magnoliopsida; Fabales; Fabaceae.
CUUUUCCCAUUCCUCCAACUUUACUCCACUUACACUUUAUAAUUGAAAAUUCCUAAAUCCAAAUUAUUUCAAUUUGCUCUUUAUCUUCAUAACCACACAACAACAUAAAUAUAAACCAUUUCUCAUUGUUCUUGUUCUAUUCCAACAUCUACAUCACUCAUCAUGGCUUCAAGAGUAGCUUUGUUGAUGUUUUUGUGUGUUCUUCCUGCUAUGGUUUCAGCUAUUCGUCCAGCAAAGAAUCCUUUCUGUUUGAAGGGUCAUGUUGUAUGUGAUCCUUGCCGUGCUGGUUAUGAAACCUCUGCUGUCACUCACAUUGCUGGUGCUGAGGUUCUCCUGGAAUGCAAAAAAAGGGUUGGCGCUGAGGUUGUGUUCACAACGAAAGCGGAGACUGACUCAACUGGAGAAUACACAAUCUAUGUGAAUGAGGAUCAUAAAGACCAGGUCUGUGAUGUGAAGCUAGUAAGCAGUCCUCAGAAUAGUUGUAACGAAGUCGUACCAGGACGUGACCAAGCACGUGUUAUUCUCACCAGAUACAACGGCAUUGCCUCUAAUGAUAGGUAUGCCAAUGCCAUGCUAUUCAGGGCAAAUGAAGUUGCUUCUGGGUGUGCUGAGAUCCUCAAGCAAAUGCAGGAGUUGGAAGAAGACAAUUAAAUAAUUAAAUCCUAGUUUAUUUACUUUGGAUUUCCUAAUGUCUAUUUGAUUUAAUCUUGAUGAUGGAGUGUUAACUCAGCAUUCAGUUUAUAUGCUUAUGCUAUGGACCAUCUUAAAUUAUAUUAUUUCUUUAAGAUUA